UGCCCCUAUAAUACAAAAAACCUAAGUAGAUAUGAUUAGAUAUAUCUAUGUAUAUAUAUAUAUAUAUAACUUACGUCCUCCACCAUUUUUAACUACCUAUCGAUCUAUCUAUUGUACUCAACGCUAAAAGUCUUGUACCUACACUCAAUUCGUCUUCUUCUUCAUCUUCUUCACUGUAACUGAAUUUGUUGCAGAUCAUGAAGCCCUCUGCAGAUGGACAAUGUAAUAAUAACAACUCCUCCACUGUCAGAAGAAUUGUGGCGGCCCUUGUCGGCCUGAUUCGUUUCUUCCUGUUUCAGGUGAAUCCCUUCUGGCAAGAACUCGUCUACUUCCUCCUCCUUUCCGGCGCCGGAUUCAUGUCCCUUAAGGUUUCCAGGCCCCGGCGGCGACCUCCGCCGGCCAACGUCGAUCUAUUCUUCACCGCCGUGUCGGCCUCCACCGUCUCCAGCAUGUCCACCGUUGACAUGGAGGUUUUCUCGAGCCUCCAGCUCGUGUUCAUGACCUUCAUGAUGUUUCUCGGCGGCGAGGUAUUCACCUCCAUGAUCGGGCUUCUGCUCGUCAAAUCGAAGAUGAAAAGGAGAAUCCCGAAUGUCUUCACCGCCGGCGCUGAUUCCGAUCGUGUCGCCGCCGGCGACGGGGUCGAGAUCGGUAAGGUUUGUGUUCAUCCCAAUUUGUGGGAAAAAAACCCUCGCGACGACGGCGACAGCCUGAAAUUAAAAUCCGUUGCACUUUUAUCCACCGUCGUCUCCGUUUACCUUCUGGCGGCAACUCUGUCGGGCUCCAUUGCCAUUUUCGUGUACCUUUCGUCGAUUCCGAGCGCGCGCAGAAUCCUCCGGCGAAAAGGCCUGAACUUGCAGGUGUUCGCCGUCUUCACGGCGGUCUCCACGUUCACGAACUGCGGAUACGUCCCGACCAACGAGAACAUGGCCGUGUUCAAGAAGAACUCAGGCCUGCUUCUGAUUUUGAUUCCGCAGAUUCUGAUGGGGAACACGAUGUACCCGAUUUGCCUGCGGGCGUCGAUUUGGGUCGCCGGGAAGUUCACGAGGUCGAAGAAGAAGGAGUACAGGUACAUGGCGGAGAAUGGCGGGAAAUUAGGGUACGACCACCUGCUGGCGGGAAGGCGGUGUGUGUAUUUGGGAAUGAGUGGAUUAGGGUUUAUAGCGUUGCAGUUGGCGGUUUUCUGCGCGAUGGAAUGGAAGUCGGCGGCGGUCGGCGGCGGCGGCCUGAAUGGGUACCAGAAGCUGGUGGCGUCGUUGUUCCAGGUGGUGAAUUCCAGGCAUACUGGGGAAUUGGUUUUUGAUCUCUCUGCCAUUUCUUCUGCUGUUCUCGUGCUGUUUGUCUUCAUGAUGUACCUCCCACCAUACACUUCAUAUGCACCAAUUAGUGAAGGUGACACCACAAAAAUAAGAGACGACGACUGUGACAAUAACGAUAACAAUAAUGAUCAUGAUGUAGAUGAUAUCUGCAAAGUAAGAAGAGAAAACAAGAAGAUGAAGCUGCUGCAGGGUGGUUUCUGGGAAAACAUGUUUUUCUCACAGCUCACAUACCUCACCAUAUUCGUCAUCCUUAUUUGCAUUACAGAGAGGCAUUCGAUCAAGACAGACCCCCUUAACUUCAACGUACUCAAUGUCGUCGUUGAGGUGAUCAGUGCAUAUGGGAACGUCGGGUUCUCAGUUGGAUACAGUUGCGCAAGACAAAUCACACCCGACGGACGCUGCAAGGAUGCGUCGUAUGGUUUUGCAGGAAGAUGGAGCAAUGAGGGGAAAUUUGUGCUGAUCAUAGUGAUGUUCUUUGGAAGGUUGAAAAAAUACACCAGGAGAGGGGGUAGGGCAUGGGCCCUGCAAUAAUACCCUCUCUCUCUCUCUCUCUCUCUCUCUCUCUCUCUCUCUCUCUCUCUCUCACAAAUAAACAUAUAUAUAUAUAUAUGUUUGGUGUGAUUGUAUCAUACAAAAUGUAAGUAGCUUCUACCUAAUGUAAAACGUAUAUGCAGGCUUGAUCAGCUAGUUGUGUAUAUAAAUAUUUCUAGCUUUUGAAAAAUGAGUGUUGAAAUAAUAAUAAUGUAUGUUAGGAAUGUGUAGAAAUGAUGCUGAAAAAUAUAUGUAUUUAUAUGUGUGUGUUUGUCACAAUCAUGUUCCAAAACAAACCACAGAAACAAAAUGGGAGUGGAGUCUAGGUGGAAAGUAAAAACCAUUCGACUAAAAUUAGUGGAGAGUGAAAGUGGAGCAUCAAAAGU
Andrographis paniculata is the source of this 2233-nucleotide messenger RNA. RefSeq names its product sodium transporter HKT1. Gene Ontology annotation, molecular function: sodium ion transmembrane transporter activity. The record is from RefSeq and is a predicted model, not a curated record. Gene Ontology annotation, cellular component: plasma membrane. Lineage: Eukaryota; Viridiplantae; Streptophyta; Magnoliopsida; Lamiales; Acanthaceae. The transcript has 3 exons. Gene Ontology annotation, biological process: transmembrane transport; monoatomic cation transport. Bases 198 to 1847 code for a protein of 549 amino acids.